UAUUGCUUUGGGAGUUUAGAACUGUAAUGUGACACCACUUUAAAUGAUGUCAAUGUCAAGACGUAAAUAAGGCUUAGUCCGACAGUGCGCGAGCUCAUUUCACAGCCUCUGCACGAUGAUGGCGAGCUGAGAAAUCUGCUCGGCGUUGGAGAAUAUCAUCACCCACUCACCUCAGCACCCGCACACAUCCAGAGAGGAGGGGAGAGAGCGAGACAGGCAGCGGAAGAGCUCUGCUAGAUAGUGUGGAUAGCAAACGGAAGCUUCUUAAGCCGUAGGAUUUUCCAAACUGCGUUUAUUGUUUAUACAUUCCCACCUGAAGGACUCCAAAAGCAGAGCGGCGCAGGAAAGCAGCGAGGAAUCACUGGCUUCUGCUUGUUUUAUGUCGGCAGCGCGGGGUUUGUCUGUUGGCAAGCGGCAGUGGAGAAUGAGAUGCUCCUGUAAUUGGAUUCAUCAUCUGGAAAGCGCUCAAACCGCGAGGAGAGCUGCUCAAGUGACAGCGGCUCUCUAACGCAGCAUAGUAAAUUCUCUUUCUGUCAGCCUGCCUCUUCAUCUUUCUUUACCCCCCGCUCAGCUCCAUCUGCCUCUCUUUUCUCGGCAACCCCUCUCAUCUUGUUCCCACAGCAGAAGAGUUUCUGUCGCACGCAGAUCCUCGCGAUGGGUGACAAAGGCACAAGGGUGUUUAAGAAGGCAAGUCCAAAUGGGAAGUUAACUGUGUACCUUGGUAAGAGGGAUUUCGUCGACCACGUGGAUCUUGUGGAGCCUGUGGAUGGUGUGGUUUUAAUUGAUCCAGAGUACUUAAAAGAGAGAAAGGUUUUUGUGACACUGACGUGUGCCUUCCGCUAUGGAAGGGAGGACUUGGACGUUCUUGGCUUGACGUUUCGCAAAGACCUCUUUGUGGCCAACAUCCAGGCAUUUCCUCCUGUGCCUGAAGAGAAAAAGAGUUUGACACGUCUACAAGAGCGACUGAUAAAGAAACUUGGAGAACAUGCUUACCCCUUCACCUUCGAGAUUCCGCCGAAUUUACCCUGUUCUGUCACGUUACAACCAGGGCCAGAGGAUACAGGAAAGGCCUGCGGGGUUGACUUUGAAGUGAAAGCUUUCUGUGCAGAAAAUGUUGAAGAAAAAAUCCACAAAAGGAAUUCAGUGCGUCUUGUCAUCAGAAAAGUGCAGUAUGCCCCAGAGAAGCCGGGCCCACAGCCAAUGGCUGAAACCACAAGGCAGUUUCUCAUGUCAGACAAGCCUUUACACCUGGAGGCCUCACUUGACAAAGAGAUUUACUAUCAUGGUGAACCAAUCAGUGUCAACGUCCAUGUCACAAACAACACAAACAAGACAGUAAAAAAAAUCAAGAUUUCAGUGCGUCAAUAUGCUGAUAUCUGCCUCUUCAACACUGCCCAGUACAAGUGUCCAGUGGCGACAGAGGAAUCAGAUGAUAUCGUGGCCCCCAGUGCGACAUUUUGUAAAGUAUACACUCUCACACCUUACCUCGCGAAUAACCGAGAGAAACGUGGCUUGGCUCUGGAUGGCAAACUCAAACAUGAAGACACAAAUUUAGCCUCAAGUACAUUGUUAAGAGAGGGGGCCAAUAAGGAAAUUCUGGGCAUCAUUGUUUCUUAUAAGGUGAAAGUGAAGCUGGUGGUGUCUCGCGGAGGGUUUGUCCCUAGUGACGAUGACAUCAUCUUUGAGGACUUUGCUCGACAACGACUGAUUGGGGCAAAAGAUGACAAAGAUGAAGAUGAGGAGGGUGCCGAUUCACCCAAACUGAAUGACAGAUAGAUUGCAGAUAAGAGUUUCCUUGUUGUGACGAUACAAGAGACCCUUUUGAGAUAACCUGGAAAAUGGGACACCCUUUAACACACUCACAGUGGUGCAGUUGUUGUGUUCUUGUUCACAUUUGUCUCUUCCAUCCUGCAAGGGUGUACAGUAAAAACGUAAGUGUAGAAAAUGUGACCUUGUCGUUGAAGCGAUUAGAAGGUGAGAUUUUAGUUGAUAGGCCGGCCACUGAGUGCCUCGGAUAUUUGAGGGUCAUUUAGGGUUGAGGCAAUGGCUUCUCAUCAUAGCUAAAUCAAACAUCAGUGGUAGCAUGCCUUUGUUGUUGCUUUGUUUUAUAGAUUCUUCCUUUGAUUAGAACAGAGGAAGAGUUUAAGGACUGUGGCUUAGUAUUGAACCAUAUUUAAUGUAUGGAAUUUGUUGUUUUAAUUACUGUAAAAGGAACUGAAUUUAGUAUUUUUAUUAUAAAAGCUGCCAAAUUGAAUCAUCUUUAUAAUGUCUCAUUUCUCAACUGAGAGCAUCUGAAUCAGUCAUUGCAGAGUGAAAGUAUUUUUUUUUCCACGUUUCGAAAGAAAUUAUAUCUCAAAGUUAUCUUACCUAACAAAAGUUAUGAAUACACUACUGAUAAAAAGACUAUAUGACAUAAUGAGACAACCAUUUAUGACAUUUUUUUUCUCUCUCAACAAUCUUCAACUAUUUCUAAAAGUGG
This is a messenger RNA of Sinocyclocheilus anshuiensis, 2479 nucleotides long. Its product is annotated as beta-arrestin-1. The record is from RefSeq and is a predicted model, not a curated record. Gene Ontology annotation, cellular component: cytoplasm. The transcript has 13 exons. Bases 655 to 1776 code for a protein of 373 amino acids. Gene Ontology annotation, molecular function: G protein-coupled receptor binding. Gene Ontology annotation, biological process: negative regulation of Notch signaling pathway; signal transduction; G protein-coupled receptor internalization. Lineage: Eukaryota; Metazoa; Chordata; Actinopteri; Cypriniformes; Cyprinidae.